AUGACGACCAGGACGAAGAAGUUGAUGCAACUCGGGGUCCACAACACCCUGAGCGAAGUCGUCGAAGCACAGAAAACGGCACAGAUCGUUCACCUCUCUACCACCAAGGCCGGCCGCCGAAUACUCGAGAUGGCGGGUCUGGCAGCCAUGGCCGAAGAGUCGUGCGCCGUCUCGCUUUGCCAGAGUGAAAGGGAAACCUUUCGAGUCUCCCCCUUCCCGAGGAAUAUCUUCACGGACGCCAGGUCGGCGGCGAUGACCUUUCUCGCCGGCUCGGUCUCGGUCGAGGCUGCGGCGGUGCUGAGAACCCGCAAGACUGGCACGGCCCGUCAUGUCAUCACUUGGUUCGCGGCUCACAUGGGCCGGAACUUUUCACCCGGCUCGAUCAACCCUAAUGAGCUGGCCCACGACCAGGCGCGAGGUGUGGGCGUUGGCAUCGUGAUAUGCAUGCUGCAAGUCCUCAUCAGCAUGUACUUCGAGCGGUACCGGGGCGCGGCCAACGGCAUCAUGUACACCGGCUCCACCGCCUCUGCUCUGAUCUUCCCUCGUUUGCUGCUUUAUUUUAGCGACACCUUCGGCUUCCGAGGACGCCUAAUGCUUUUUGGUGCUAUCUUAAUGAACAUGAUAGCCGUGAGUCUCGCCUUUCGGGAACCGCCGUGGAUCCGGAUUGACAGAAUCAAGAGGAGAAAGGUCAUGGAGGCCCCACGGCGGCCGUCAACCGUCCCAGCGAACUCAAAGAACGGGUCAUCAAAGGCUUCCAUCAUCAAGGCCGUGCUGCUAAACCUUCGCGGAGUGCUUAAGUGCAUCAUAACGUACGUGCUUGUCGUCACGUGGAUAGUGUUCUGCUACAACUACGACAUUUUCUUCUCCACGAUUGUGGACUUCGCUAUGGACAAGGGGGUGUCCCUCAAGGACGCCGUGUCUUUCAUCACGUACACCUCUGUCACGGAUGUUGUGGGGAGGGUUUUCGUCCCAAUUUUGGCCGACCGCGGGAUGCUGCAGCGGUCGACGUUAAUGACUGCAAAUUAUUUUCUCCUGGGCGUGUGCAUUGUGUCAUUGCCAUUCUGCGAGUCCUAUUGGGCUCUGCUCACGGGGUGCCUGGGCGUCGCCCUAUUCCUCGGCUGUGCCAUUACCAUGCAGAGUGUUCUGAUGGCGCAGUAUUUGGGAAUCGAAAAACUUGCCCUGGGCUUUAGCGUCGUCGGCGCUAUUUGCGGACCAGCACUCUUAGGAAAGGCCCCGUUGAUAGGGUUCUUCAGAGAUGACCUAGGCUCGUACAACAAGUUGUUCUGGGUCCUUGGCAGCUUGAACUUCUUCGUCGCCAUUCAAUGGGCGUUGGUGUCCUUGGUCGACACGAAGAGAACACACAAGUGGCAGCCGGAUACUGUGUAA
Messenger RNA from Dermacentor albipictus, 1386 nucleotides. Its product is annotated as monocarboxylate transporter 12-like. Gene Ontology annotation, cellular component: membrane. The record is from RefSeq and is a predicted model, not a curated record. Lineage: Eukaryota; Metazoa; Arthropoda; Arachnida; Ixodida; Ixodidae. Gene Ontology annotation, molecular function: monocarboxylic acid transmembrane transporter activity. Gene Ontology annotation, biological process: transmembrane transport.